GCAUGGCGGGGCCCGGCGGCGCGGCGGGGCCGGCAGCGGCCCGGGAGCUGCUGGACGUGAGGCCCCGGCCAGGGCUGGAAGACAUUUUGCUGAUUAAUUCAAAAUGUAGCAGCAAGAAGACCACAACUUUACAGACGGUUAAGGUGCCAAGGAGCAAUGUUUUGGACCGAGUACAGAGCUUUUUACCACAGAUGGCCCAGGCAAAUGAUGAGCUCAAAAGAAAAAUGGUAACAGCACCCACUCAUCAGUUUGAUAUUGAACAUCUAGACAGUGAAACAGAAGAAGUUAUAGAAAUGAAUGUGGCUGUAGUUGAACUGAGUGAUUCUGAUACAGAUGAAGAGUUGCUGACUUCAGAAGAUGACUCAGAAUCUGAUGAAGAUGACUCUGUAAUUGAUGAAGUGACAGCAGACAACAUUAAGUUUCCUAAACAAAAGGGAGAAAAGGGCAAAAUAGAAAUUUUGGACAGCAAAGCAAACGAGUAAAUCCAUUUUAUUUUACUUUUAAAAACCCCAAACCAACCAAAUAGUCUUUUCACUUCAAAGAGUUGUCCUUUAAAACCAUUUUGUUUCCCAGUGUAGGAUCUCUCAGGAUCCUGUGAAAUGCUAUAGUUUACAUGGUGGAGAAUUCAGGUUCCGCUCAUGGCUGGGGAAGGCUGGGUUUCUGAAGCAUGAAGUGCAAUUUUAUUCAUCAAAUAAUAGGGAAAUGCACUUCAUAGUAGACUACACCCAGAAAACAGCUAGAGUAAAGGGGCACUUGGAAAUUGAAAAUUCCUGUUCUGUUGCUUUGUUCUUUGUUGAAUAAAGAUUUUUUUUUUUUAAUGGGAAGAUAGAAGUUUUUGCUUCAGGGGCAAGAAAGAGUUAACUAGGAAAAAAAGCUUUGUUUUCAUAUUCCAUGUACUGUGAAGUGUUAUGUACACUCUCCUCACUAUUAAACAUGAUCUUUAAGUACCCUAGAGGUAUGUCUACAUUGCAUUGAUGGCAGUGACUGCUCCACACUGGAGCCAUGGCUGAGCUCAUUUCCAGAUGAGCCAGCCUGGGUAAGGACAGCCAUGAGCAGAGAGUUCAGCAAAGGGUUACUUAGUACUUACCCUGUGUGCCUGCGCUGGGCUCCACACCAGCACAGGCAGCUUAGAGGCUCCUCUGGGAAACCUGUGUAGCUGUGGUGCAAACACCCUCCAUACUCAAAGGAUCAAGGCUGCCUCUGGGGUGUUAAGAUGGCUUUAAGCUAAACAUCUCAUCCCCUGAUUUCCCUGCCAUGUUUCCAAUCUCCAUUUUGUUACUGACAGAAGGACAAAAAGGUGAAUUU
Messenger RNA from Melozone crissalis (California towhee), 1305 nucleotides. RefSeq names its product NOP protein chaperone 1 (gene NOPCHAP1). Gene Ontology annotation, molecular function: box C/D methylation guide snoRNP complex binding. The transcript is spliced from 4 exons. Lineage: Eukaryota; Metazoa; Chordata; Aves; Passeriformes; Passerellidae. Gene Ontology annotation, biological process: box C/D snoRNP assembly. Bases 3 to 482 code for a protein of 159 amino acids. The record is from RefSeq and is a predicted model, not a curated record.